This is a messenger RNA of Megalops cyprinoides (Indo-Pacific tarpon), 2006 nucleotides long. Its product is annotated as retinol dehydrogenase 7-like. The coding region runs from base 1 to 1077 and encodes 358 amino acids. The transcript is spliced from 6 exons. Lineage: Eukaryota; Metazoa; Chordata; Actinopteri; Elopiformes; Megalopidae. The record is from RefSeq and is a predicted model, not a curated record.
AUGGACAGGAACAUACUGUCCUCAGACGUGUCUGAAGAGGAGAGUAUCCCAGAUGGCAUUAUUCAGGUAUUCCUCUCUAAUCUCCUAUUGUCAUGCACAGUGGUGACUGCAGUGGUCCUCACCGCUGCCUGGUAUAUCAGAGAUUCUCUGGAAAUCGACGACGUUGAACACAAAUGGGUCUUCGUGACGGGCUGCGACAGCGGGUUCGGGAACCUGCUGGCGCGGCAGCUCGACGAGCGGGGGCUGAACGUCAUCGCGUCAUGCAUGACCGAGAAAGGUUCGGACGAUCUGAAGGCGGUGACCUCAGCGAGGCUGAAGACGGUCAUGCUGAACGUGACCGACAGCGCCAGCAUAGACAGCGCGGUGGAGUUCGUACGCGCCGAGGUGGGAGAGUACGGUCUCUGGGGUCUGGUAAACAAUGCUGGAAGGUCCACUCCAAUUGGCCCUACAGAGUGGAUGCAGCUGGAAGACUUUAAGAAGGUUCUGGAUGUGAACCUAAUAGGGCUGAUUGAGGUGACCCUGAAGUUCCUUCCUCUGUUGAAAAAGGCCCAAGGUAGGGUGGUCAACAUGGCCAGUGUCCUGGGACGGGUGGCAUUGAACGGGGGAGGCUACUGCCUGUCCAAGAUGGGUGUGGAGUCCUUCUCAGACAGCCUAAGGAGGGACAUGCAGCAUUUUGGAGUGAAAGUCAGCAUCAUUGAGCCGGGCUUUUUUAAAACUGGAAUGACCAACGUGGAUCUUAUUGAGAAGGACCUGCAGAGGCUGUGGAACCAGCUCCCCACGGAUGUUAAGGACUCGUACGGAACAAAGUAUUUGGAUGAAUAUCUGAAAGCUCAGAAGUUCUGCAUGGGCAUCCUCUGCAGCUCAGACAUCUCCAAGGUGACGCGGUGCAUGCAGCACGCCCUGCUGGCACGGCACCCCCGGACUCGGUAUGGGGCGGGCUGGGAUGCCAAACUCCUCUGGCUGCCUCUGUCCUACCUCCCUUCCUUCAUCGCUGACCUCUCCAUCAGGAUCGUCCUCCCUACCCCCGAGGAUAACCGCAUGGUGUACCCAAACCAGGUUGACGUUGCAAAAACUUAAAAAAAAAAAAAAAAUCCAUCUAAUCCACUCUUAUAGAGUAUGAUGCACAUCGGUGGAGGUAAACGAAAUAAGUUCAGUUGACAUGUUCUUUGUUGAGUACACUGUCCCUUUGCAGCUGUGCACAAGACCACAGUGUGCACUUUGUCUUUGUUCUAUGAAAUAUGGGCUUGGUUUAUCCAUCUGAAGGAAGCAAAUAGUUUCAUGUAAGACCAGAAUUCCUGCAACCUGCAAGGAAACUAACUUUUCCUUUAAGAUACACUAUCGAAAUACAAUAAUAUAACAUUAAAAAUCUCACGUUCACAAAGAAAGUCAACAAGACUUAAAAUCUGCAUAUAACGACCUGGAAAAUCUGUUACCUUGUUUGGACAGUAGUAAGUCCCAGACAUGCUCUGAAGACUUCAAGGAUGACAGACAUCACUUCUCAAGAGAAAACCGUUAACCUAUGUUUGGAGAAUUUCUGUUUCUGUCAUUUUCAGACUCAAACAAUGGAACUUCAGGGCGUUGCAGUCAAUGUAUAUUGCUCAUGAACCACACAUUCUCCUCUGUUACCUAGCAACAGCAAAGGUCAACAAAGGGGGGGAACAGCAAGGCUGUUAACUACAGUUCAGACACGUGGGCCCUAUUUGACAGCAGUGAUGCCAUGGUGGGCAACUGCUGAAAAUAUUAGAUCCCAAGUUGUUGGGACAGGGGUGAGAGGGUGAGAGGGGCAGGUGGGGUGGAAUGCUGGAAGCAGGGGCAUGUUAAGAUGGCUGGAACAGUUGGGUGCUUGGGUAGUAUAGGGAUAGUACUAUAAAGCUGGAUGACAUACUUGAUUUAUGAUCUUUAAUUAUCGUUUAAUAUGACUUAAUUACUGUUUUGAAAAAACGUCAGUAUCCUUUGAUGUAUGAUGGACAGAAAAUGUAACUACCUAAGCUUUCCAGGGCUUUGUG